Danio rerio (zebrafish) is the source of this 2408-nucleotide messenger RNA. RefSeq names its product junctophilin 1a (gene jph1a). The record is from RefSeq and is marked provisional. NCBI's taxonomy places the organism in Eukaryota, Metazoa, Chordata, Actinopteri, Cypriniformes, Danionidae. Gene Ontology annotation, cellular component: sarcoplasm; endomembrane system; endoplasmic reticulum membrane.
AUGACGGGCGGACGGUUCGACUUCGACGAUGGAGGCACUUACUGUGGCGGAUGGGAGGACGGGAAAGCCCACGGACACGGCAUCUGCACGGGACCCAAGGGUCAGGGCGAGUACUCCGGGUCCUGGUCCCACGGGUUUGAGGUAGUCGGGGUCUACACCUGGCCCAGCGGGAACACGUACCAGGGCUACUGGUCGCAGGGGAAGCGCCACGGGCUGGGUGUUGAGACCAAGGGGAAAUGGCUUUAUCGCGGGGAGUGGAGUCACGGGUUCAAGGGUCGCUAUGGAGUUCGGCAGAGCACCAACACACCUGCUAGAUAUGAUGGGACGUGGAGUAAUGGACUGCAGGAUGGAUAUGGAGUCGAAACCUAUGGGGAUAGUGGCACUUAUCAAGGCCAGUGGAUGGGGGGCAUGAGGCAUGGCUAUGGCGUCCGUCAGAGCGUGCCUUAUGGAAUGGCCACCAUCAUCCGUUCUCCGCUCCGCACCUCCCUGGCCUCUCUAAGAAGUGUGCAAAGCAACGGCGCCGUUCUCCAGGACACAGUACCAGACACUCCAGUUGGAAGCCGUGGUGGUUUCGUGCUGAAUUUUCACAGCGACACCGAAGUCGUCACCGGUAAGAAGAAGGGCCUGUUCCGUCGCGGGUCUCUCUUUGGGAGCCUCCGCCAGCUGCGUAAAUCUGACUCCAAAACGUCCAUCUCUAGCAAGCGAAGCUCAGCACGUAGCGAUGCCACCAUGAGCCGCAUCAGCUCCAGCGACGCCAACUCCACCAUCAGCUAUGGAGAAGGAGAGGUGCCUGAUGAUUACACGCCAAUGGAGGACCACGUGGAUGCCACCACCACUGAGUCCUACAUGGGCGAAUGGAAGAACGAUAAGCGCAAUGGGUUUGGGGUCAGUGAGAGAUCCAACGGGCUGAAGUAUGAAGGGGAAUGGAUGAACAACAAGAGGCAUGGAUACGGGUGCACCAUAUUCCCUGAUGGAACCAAAGAGGAGGGGAAGUAUAAAAAUAACGUGCUGGUGCGCGGGAUAAGGAAGCAGCUCAUUCCUCUUAAAAACCAUAAAACGAAGGAAAAAGUGGACCGGGCUGUGGAGGGGGCUCGAAGGUCGGCAGCUAUCGCCAGGACGAAAGUGGAAAUAGCAGUUUCAAGGACGUCCCACGCACGGACUAAGAGUGAAGCAGCAGACCAGGCCGCUCUCGCAGCAUGUCAGGAGUCAGAUUUAGCCCGAGCUGUGGCUUGUGAAUUAUCUCCAAGCUUCCAUCAACCAGGACUGGAAUACAUCAAGCAGAAGUUCAGUGAGCCGGUGGAGGAGAUUAAAGAAGAAGCACCCAAAGAAGAGGAGAAGAAGUCUUCAGGUAGCCCUUUCUACAGGCGCGGGACGACUCCGAGCCACUCUCCAGCCCAAAGCCCGACCCCAUCCCCUCCCCGCACCUCUCAGAAAAGCCAAGCGCAGAACCCCAGCAUUAGCCGCAAGAUCAGCAAAGACAACAGCGUCACGGCCCGCAAGAUCAGCAGAGACAGCACUUCUGUAGCCCGCAAGAUCAGCAAAGAAGAGAGAGCCUCCAUUGUGGCCGAAAUCACCAAAGUAUCCGUACCUCCUCCUCCUCUUCCUCCUCCUCCUCCUCCUGCAGUUCAGACUAUCAAGCUGCAGGAUGUCCCACCUCCAAAGCCUCCUAAAGCACUUGAACCCGUGGCCAAACCUGCGGGCACAGGUAACGGGCAGCUUCAUACUGCCUAUCACAGUUAUUAUGUGAAGCCGGUGAAGCAGUUGCCACCGCCAGAGGAGCCCGAAGAUGAGGAGCCUGAAAUCACACAGUCCAGUCUGGCCAGGAUGCCUCCACCUCCCAAAACGCUCAACACACCCACUCCCAAACCAGAGGUCAAGAUCAGGAAACAAGAGUCUAUUAAACCAAAGAGCUUAGCUGAAACCAAGAAGGCCAGCUUGGACCUGGUUGAAGAAGCAACGGUGGAAGAAUCUGGUCCUAACUCAAUUCUGGUUGCCAUGGUGAUGCUUUUGAAUAUUGGAUUGGCAAUCAUUUUUGUCCAUUUCCUGACAUGAAACACUACAAUCUCAAUGUUGGAUGGAAACCCACACAGUUGUGUCAAUGACCUUUCUGAAAUCCAAACGGCAGCAGGCAGAGUCUCCAGAGGGUAGAGAAGCAGAAGAAUCAACAUCUGAAGAGUCUGAAACCCAGAGCAUCAUCCUCCACGUUGAUGUCAUGUAACUGGAAAAAAGAGAGAGAGAGAGAGAGAGAGAGCGACAGAGAGAGAUGAAAAUAUUUCGGGGGGGAAGAAAAUGACCAUUAAAGUGGAAACCGAAGAAGGGAAUGCAGUGUAACGUGACUCAUAUCUGCUGAUGGAAAGCCUUAAUAUCAGCCACUCUCCAUAGGUCUCGGGCUUCUGGCAGAGACUUAA